Messenger RNA from Chiroxiphia lanceolata (lance-tailed manakin), 3078 nucleotides. RefSeq names its product purinergic receptor P2Y1 (gene P2RY1). Gene Ontology annotation, biological process: platelet activation; phospholipase C-activating G protein-coupled receptor signaling pathway; relaxation of muscle. The record is from RefSeq and is a predicted model, not a curated record. Gene Ontology annotation, molecular function: A1 adenosine receptor binding; ATP binding; G protein-coupled ATP receptor activity. The coding region runs from base 157 to 1248 and encodes 363 amino acids. The transcript is spliced from 2 exons. Gene Ontology annotation, cellular component: plasma membrane. NCBI's taxonomy places the organism in Eukaryota, Metazoa, Chordata, Aves, Passeriformes, Pipridae.
GGGCGCUGCCGGCGGCGCGGAGCGGCGAGCGCGGGCUGAGAGCAGGAGCGGGAGCAGGAGGACGAGGAGGAGGAGGAGGAAGGCGCCGCGGGAGGCAGAUGCCUGUAGAGACUUCGUUGGUUCGCCUCAGACCUAUGUGACUCUGGGGGAAGGAUCAUGACUGAAGUCCUUCUCUCUGCUGCUCUGAAUGGAACUGAACCCAACCUGUUAUCCAGCAGCGGCUGGUCUGUGGGAAACGUCACCACCAAGUGUUCUCUGACCAAAACUGGCUUCCAGUUCUAUUACCUGCCCACCGUCUACAUUCUGGUCUUCAUCACUGGGUUUUUGGGCAACAGUGUGGCCAUCUGGAUGUUUGUCUUCCACAUGAGGCCUUGGAGCGGCAUCUCGGUUUACAUGUUCAACCUGGCAUUAGCCGAUUUCUUGUAUGUCUUGACUCUGCCCGCCCUCAUCUUUUACUACUUCAACAAAACAGACUGGAUCUUCGGAGAUAUCAUGUGCAAGCUGCAGAGGUUCAUCUUCCACGUGAACCUGUAUGGCAGUAUUCUGUUCCUGACCUGCAUCAGCGUGCACAGGUACACGGGAGUGGUGCACCCCCUGAAGUCGCUGGGGAGGCUGAAGAAGAAGAACGCCAUGUACAUCAGCAGCCUGGUCUGGGUCCUUGUGGUGGCCGCCAUUUCUCCAAUACUCUUCUACUCGGGAACGGGGAUAAGGAAAAAUAAAACCAUAACGUGCUAUGACACAACGGCCGAUGAUUACCUGCGAAGUUACUUCAUUUACAGCAUGUGCACCACAGUGCUGAUGUUCUGCAUCCCCUUCAUAGUGAUUCUUGGUUGCUAUGGGCUCAUCGUGAAAGCUUUGAUUUACAAAGAUUUGGACAAUUCUCCUCUCAGGAGAAAGUCUAUUUACCUGGUUAUUAUCGUGUUGACGGUCUUUGCCGUGUCCUACCUUCCCUUCCACGUGAUGAAGACCUUAAAUCUAAGGGCCAGGGUGGAUUUUCAGACUCCAGACAUGUGUGCCUUCAACGAUAAGGUUUAUGCCACUUACCAAGUGACGAGGGGCCUGGCCAGCCUCAACAGCUGCGUCGACCCCAUCCUUUACUUCCUGGCAGGUGACACCUUCCGAAGGCGGCUUUCCAGGGCCACCAGGAAAUCGUCCAGAAGGAGCGAACACAACGUGCAGUCCAAAAGCGAGGAAAUGACUCUCAAUAUUUUAGCAGAGUAUAAACAGAAUGGAGAUACCAGUUUGUGAACAAAUGUGGAAGAUUUGGGAGCAGUUUGAAAAAAUCCUCCGCUUUGAGGCAGUAGGAGACUGUAGGGCUACAAGUGUGUGAGGAAAAUCUACCAGUCUCAAAUUCCUUUUAGGUAAAGCCUCAUUUUCUGAUCUUAGAAAAAGCUUAACAAAGUCAGUGGAAGGAUUCUAAUGGAAAAUAACGUGUCAAAAUUCAGCUUUCCUUCAAUAGUCUCAUUUCUUUCUGACUUGUGUCAGAUAAAGUAAAAUGAAUAAAUCCCCUAAAGGAGGAAAGCAAUCCAAGUGCUUCUAGUUUAAUGACUUAGUCUCCCACGUUCAAAAAUGUUCUCAGUCAGCCUGUCUUUAAAAAUAGGAAAUAAAAAUAAGAGCAGUAUCUUGUCUUCUGAGGCUCAGUCACAGCCUUUCGCUGUUGUACACAAGGAUUUAAAUGAGAGUCACGAUGCAGUUAUCAUUUACAGUUUUAUUAUUUCUAGUGCUGAUAAUUAUUUGGUAGUUUGGUGGCAUUUAUGGUUCAGUCCUCUUUCAGUGCCGGUGUUUUACUAAAGGUAGGCUUACUGGUGUGUGCAUGGUUGUGCUUUUGGAUGGUUGUUCACGACAAGUCUGGACCCCCUUAGAGGCCGAGGGCUGGCGGGUGAGGUGACCCCUGGGGCACUUGCAGACGGGCCCCCCAGGGCUGUGUGUUGGUGAGCAGAGGUGUGUGGAGGUGCCCUGCCCCUGAGCCCAGGGUCCCUCCCUGCUUCGUGCCAGGGUGGCCAGAGGGGCACGGACUGGGCUGGCCGGGGAGCGCGGGGCGAGCCUGGCCCAGAGGCUGCCACAUCCCACCGUGCCCGGCCCAGGGGCUGCCAGCAUCCUGCCUGCCCAGCCCAGGGGCUGCCAGCAUCCUGCCUACCCGGCCCAGGGGCUGCCAGUGUCCCUCCGUGCCCGGCCCAGGGGCUGCCAGCAUCGGAGCCCUGCAGAGCUCUGUGCAGGGAGAAGUGGCUGUGCUGGAAAUACCUGACCCUGCCAGGCCAGCACAGGACAGGUGCUCGAGUUACCUGCCUUUGGUACGAGAAUGGUUCUGUUCCUGCAGUCUGUACAGACAACACAAGAGUUGUUUCCCAAGAAAUAUAAUGAUUAAAAUGGAUAAUAUAAAUGGAAUAUAUAUAUAUAUUAUAUAUAUAUAUAUAUAACAGUAAUUGGGGGAGGGAAUGAGUUUUUUUGUACUUUGGCACAUAAAUUACUGUAUUAACAUGUUGUGAUAUACUAAGGACUAAAUCCAGCCCUUUACUGUAGAUCUUCUCCAAAUGUGGAAUAGUUCAUCCAAAAUUAGCCAAACUGCAAUAUUGUGUAACAUAAGAGCUAGUGAUCAGGCACAGACGAAAUCUUACAUGGGCAGUCUCACUCGUUUCUCAUGUUUUUAAUAAAUGUAUUUGAAAAUAUUUUGUGCUGAAAGCGUUAUGAAAGCAUGCUCUGAAUUAUGAAUUUAGUGUACGAAAUAAGGUUCUGUGUAAUCCUAAGGGUGAUUUGUUCCUCCAGUCUUCAUAGUAAGAGUAAAAUACUUAUAUUUUACUUACCAAUUUUCAGUGGUUGGUAACAAACGAGAGUAGCUCUAGUUAUUUUUUGACAACAUUGUAAAGCAGCUUCUGUUCACAAGUACGGCUUCAUCUGCAGAAUCCCUAUUUAUUGAACUUAUUUAUUAGAAUGCUAAAUGUAAAGUAUGUAAAGUGUGGUUCUCCGUGAUCAUAUUCAGAAUUGGGCAUUAAUGGAAAAUUGAAGAGCAUGUUUCAAUCACUGUAAUAAUAAUGUGUCUUUUAACAGAACAUCUUUAUAAUAAACUUGAUUCCACCCUGA